Cherax quadricarinatus is the source of this 12210-nucleotide messenger RNA. The record is from RefSeq and is a predicted model, not a curated record. NCBI's taxonomy places the organism in Eukaryota, Metazoa, Arthropoda, Malacostraca, Decapoda, Parastacidae.
CGCUGGUAAACACUGACACACUACCAGCUGCUGCUAGGACGCUGCUGCUGCUAGGACGCUGGUGCUAGGACGCUGCUGCUGCUAGGACACUGGUGCUAGGACACUGGUGCUAAGACGCUGCUGCUGCUAGGACACUGCUGCUGCUAGGACAUUGGUGAUGCUAGGACACUGGUGCUAGGACGCUGCUGCUAGGACGCUGCUGCUAGGACGCUGCUGCUAGGACACUGGUGCUAGGACACUGGUGCUAGGACACUGGUGCUAGGACACUGCUGCUAGGACACUACUACCAACAGUCUUAACUUCACACUGUGACACUUCCAGGUCUCCCUCAACAUUCACUUUUUCAACUUUAGCGGGCUUCACACAUUCGUGAAUUCCCAGCCGCCAAAUCAUAUUUAAGUUUCCCACCACCUGCGCAUCCCUACUACCCUCCCCCCGACCCCAGCAACUGGCAGCCAGCCUGCUACUCAGUGUGCAACACUGGUAUGCCAAAUGGGGGACAUGAUUGCUGGGCAGAUACAAGACAUGGUAAUUAAAAGAUCAAAACACAAUUCACAAACACUGCUAGCUUGUAGGAGAGAAGUGGAACUGGACACGUAUGAACGAAUGCUGGGAUGUUGGUGUCAGGAGUGUUGAGGGGUGGCAGGGGAUGGCAGAGGGGUCUUCCCUGCUGACCCACAACAAGGCUGCUGCUUGAGAAGUAUUUUGUGGAACACUACCAGGCUGUAUCUUCCCAGACAAUAUAUCUUCAGUAGUUCAAGAAGCACCAGUGUUAAGUGUCUUCAACAACAACUGAUAUUGCAGAAGUGUUGUGUGGAACACUACCAGGCUGUAUCUUCCCAGACAAUAUAUCUUCAGUACUUCAAGAAGUAUCAGUGUGUCUUCAACAACAACUGAUAUUGCAGAAGUGUUUUGUGGAACACUACCAGGCUGUAUCUUCCCAGACACUAUAUCUUUUUUACUAUAAGAAAGGCAACACUUGUGAUUCUUAUGAAGUUUUAGCUGGCCAGAUAUUACUAAUUAUAACAAGUUUGUUUUCAUAAUUAAAAUUCAAUAAAAAAAUUGCAUGGCAAUUCACCAAAAAAUACAAUUUAGUAAUAUUAUAGUUAAAAUUAAAAAAAUCUGUUUUUAAACACAAGAGAAAAGAAUAAAAAUAUUCUUCUGUAUAUAUUCAGUGUUUUAGUACAUAUAUAGUGUUGUAAUACAUUAGUACAGUGUUGUAGUACAUAUAUACAGUGUUGUAGUAUGUAUAUUAGUCUUCUAACACAAAAAAAAUCAUAGUCUUUAAAGAUGAAAAUAAACUUUAUUAGUGCUCAUUGGUAGAAAAAGUUUACCAAAAAGACUAAAUCUUGAAAUACACUUGAGAGUACAUAAGAAAGAUUAACUAUACCAAUGUUGAAUGACUAAAAUAUUUUAAAAUGAAGUAAAAUAUGCAGAAACAUAAACCAUUUCAUUGUUCAGAGUGUCAGAAAUGUUUUACUGUAAAAAGCAGUCUUGUGGCACAUAUGCGAAUACAUACAGGACAUAAACCAUUUCAGUGUUCAGAAUGUCUGAAAUGUUUUACUGUAAAAAGCCAUCUUGUGAAACAUACACGUGUACAUACAGGAGAUAAACCAUUUCAGUGUUCUGAAUGUCUGAAAUGUUUUACUGAAAAAGGCAGCCUUGUGACACAUAUGCGAAUACACACAGGACAUAAACCAUUUCAGUGUUCAGAAUGUCUGAAAUGUUUUACUCAAAAAGACCAGCUUGUGUCACAUAUGCGAAUACAUACAGGAGAUAAACCAUUUCAGUGUUUAGAAUGUCUGAAAUGUUUUACUGAAAAAGGCCAUCUUGUGUCACACAUGCGAAUACAUACAGGAGAUAAGCCAUUUCAGUGUUCAAAUUGUCUCAGAUGUUUUAGUCGAAAACACAGUCUUGUGAGGCAUAUGCGAGUACAUACAGGAGAUAAACCUUUUCAAUGUUCAGAAUGCCUGAAAUGUUUUACUCACAAAGGCCAUCUUGUGUCACACUUGCGAGUACAUAGAGGAGAUAAACCAUUUCAAUGUUCAGAAUGUCUGAAAUGUUAUACUCUAAAAAGCACUCUUGUGAUACAUAUGCGAGUACAUACAGGAGAUAAACCAUUUCAGUGUUCAGAAUGUCUGAAAUGUUUUACUCAAAAAAGCCAUCUUCUGACACAUGUACGAAUACAUGCAGUAGAUAAACCUUUUCAGUGUUCCGAAUGUCUGAAAUGUUUUACUCACAAAGGCUAUCUUGUGUCACAUAUGCGAAUACAUACAGGAGAUAAACCAUUUCAGUGUUCAGAAUGCCUGAAAUGUUUUACUCUCAAAGGCCAUCUUGUAUCACAUAUGCGAGUACAUACGGGAGAUAAACCAUUUCAGUGUUCAGAAUGUCAGAAGUGUUUUUCUGAAAAAGGCCAUCUUGUGACACAUAUGCGAAUACAUACAGGCGAUAAACCAUUUCACUGUUCAGAAUGUCUGAAAUGUUAUACUCACAAAUGCCAUCUUGUGUCACAUAUGCGAGUACAUACAGGAGAUAAACCUUUUCAGUGUUCAGAAUGUCCGAAAUGUUAUACUGUAAAACACAGUCUUGUGAUACAUAUGCGAGUACAUACAGGAGAUAAACCAUUCCAGUGUUCAGCAUGUCUGAAAUGUUUUACUCAAAAAAGCCAUCUUGUGUCACAUAUACAAAUACAUACAAGAGAUACAGUGGAACCUCGGUACUCGACCCAAAACCUUUCAGGGUCUGUGCCAUAGAACUCCGCCAAAAUUCUAGCGGCCUCAGAUUUAGCACGAGAAGGCUGGUAGGCAUACAUCUAUGAGAAUGGGUCUGUGAGGUCAGUGUGCACAGUAUAUAGAAAAUCUGGGCACCCACAUGGCAUUGUGGGAAUGCCACCUCAAUAUGCUUUGUUUACCAUGCCUCCUGGCAAUGCAGCUCUCACUCCAAGGCAAAUUGGGGCUCUCCUCUUCCUAACUGAUAGUUCUGGCACUGAUGGAAGUGGAUCUGAAGAGGAAUUCUAUGGUUUUGGUCAAUUUGUGACCCAAAGCAGUGAACAAGAUAUUGAAAAUAGUGCUAAAAAUCUUGAUGACCCUCAACCUUCCACCUUGGGUGCUGGUGUGUCUCAGUCACGUUCAGCUGUACCGUAUUGCAAAAGAAAACUAAUGUUUUCACAUGGCCAGACCUUGGGCAUGAGUAAUGGUGAUUGUGAUGUGGACUUUAAUUUUAUUGCUCUUGAUGACCAUUUGAGUAGUGCUAGUAAUGAAUCAUAUUCACCAGUGAAGCGUCAGUAUGUUUGCCACCACAUGUGCUCGGGUAGUGUACCAUAUGCAAUUCCAAAGGGACGGGGUACAUCCUGUAGUACAUCCCAUGGCCCUGAACCUGGAAUAGACAGUGAAAGUGAGGAUGAUAUGGCUACAGUUGGUAUGGAUAAACCACAGGCAUCAGUAGGUGGUGGUAAUGGUGAUGCCAUGGACACACAGCAUGACGUACCAGCCCAGGCCGAGACCCACAUGGCUGACUCAUCAGAUCCAGGACAAAGUGGAGUGUCAACCACCCUCCCCACCACAACCACAACUAGCUUAUCUUAUCCAGUAUCCACCAGCAAACUGCAUCUGGGAUUGGCAGCAAAAUCCCACUUUUGUUCCCAAUCCCCAUCAGUUUGAUGACAGUGCAAAUGAACUGGAAUUCCUUGAACCAUUCUUCAACAAGCACUUGAUGGAAAAUAUAGUCAGGGAAAGUAACAAGUACAGUGGACCCCUGCCUUUUGGCGGCUGCGACUUUUGUGAAAUCCGACUUUCUGCAAAAUUUUUUGGAAAAUAUAGCCUUGUGGUUCAUGAUUGGCCUUGUGAUUCAGUGACCAUCUGGUAUGCGUCCAAGCAAGUGGCAUCCCAGCAUCAGUUCACACACAAAGCCAGUCUCCCACACCAUUCACACUCGGUGUGCCAUUGUUUAUCAGCGAGUGACCAUCACCCCAUGGGUUCAUACAAUACAUUUCAUAAUAAUUGAUUGUUUUUUGUGCUUGCAACUGCUAAAUAAGCCACCAUGGGCCAAAAGAAAGCUCCUGGUGCCUGGCCUUUAGUUAUGAAGGAAAGAAACGUGAUAGAAUACAAGGAAAAAACUCGUAGCCAAGUACCAAAGUGGAGGAUGGAAAGAGAGGGAAGAAUGUGCCUUCAGUGAUUUAGUGAUUCUAUGAUAUGUACAAUACUAAAGCAGCAGAUAUUGAUAAAGGUUAUUGCGCCACUCAGUAAUAAAGUGUAGCAUUAACAGUGUAGAAAGUAAGUUAAGCAUUUAAGUAAUAGAAAAAUAACAUGAAAGUAACUCUCCAAUGUUAUUGGAGGUGUAUAGAGCCACUGAUCAUACACUGCCCUUUUAUCUUCCACCACCCUAAACCUCUGCCAGAAUCUCCUCCAUCAAACUAAUCAACCACAACUAGCUUAUCUUAUCCAGUAUCCACCAGCAAACUGCAUCUGGGAUUGGCAGCAAAAUCCCAUUUUGUUCCCAAUCCCCAUCAGUUUGAUGACAGUGCAAAUGAACUGGAAUUCCUUGAACCAUUCUUCAACAAGCACUUGAUGGAAAAUAUAGUCAGGGAAAGUAACAAGUACAGUGGACCCCUGCCUUUUGGCGGCUGCGACUUUUGUGAAAUCCGACUUUCUGCAAAAUUUUUUGGAAAGUAUAGCCUUGUGGUUCAUGAUUGGCCUUGUGAUUCAGUGACCAUCUGGUAUGCGUCCAAGCAAGUGGCAUCCCAGCAUCAGUUCACACACAAAGCCAGUCUCCCACACCAUUCACACUCGGUGUGCCAUUGUUUAUCAGCGAGUGACCAUCACCCCAUGGGUUCAUACAAUACAUUUCAUAAUAAUUGAUUGUUUUUUGUGCUUGCAACUGCUAAAUAAGCCACCAUGGGCCAAAAGAAAGCUCCUGGUGCUUGGCCUUUAGUUAUGAAGGAAAGAAACGUGAUAGAAUACAAGGAAAAAACUCGUAGCCAAGUACCAAAGUGGAGGAUGGAAAGAGAGGGAAGAAUGUGCCUUCAGUGAUUUAGUGAUUCUAUGAUAUGUACAAUACUAAAGCAGCAGAUAUUGAUAAAGGUUAUUGCGCCACUCAGUGGCGCAAUAACAGUGUAGAAAGUAAGUUAAGCAUUUAAGUAAUAGAAAAAUAACAUGAAAGUAACUCUCCAAUGUUAUUGGAGGUGUAUAGAGCCACUGAUCAUACACUGCCCUUUUAUCUUCCACCACCCUAAACCUCUGCCAGAAUCUCCUCCAUCAAACUAAUCAAACUAACAUCUCCUCCAAGGUAAGUGUAAAUAUUUCUUAUUUAUAAAUUACAUACAUUGUUUUAGUGUGGAUAGUGUUGGUGGCUUUAACUAGCACCUCCACUACCACUAAUUUGUAUGGCUUCUCUCAGUGGCCCUUAUAAACCCAACAACACCACCACCACUUACUCCUCACAUAUGUUAUGACAUAUUUUAUUCAUUGUAGAGUAUAUAUCACAUUUCUAUGUUAUUAAUAUUCUUUAUUAUGUCAUAUUAGAUGAAUUGUGAUAGAAAAAUAAGCCGUAGAGAUGAUAUUAGCAUCAUAUUAAAGCAUAAUAACUCGCUUCCCUCUCUCCCCUCUCCUACCUGUCUGCUAUGCACCAACAAGAUUCUCCAGUAAAGGUAAGUGUGAUGUUAAAUGUUCAUUUAUCCAUUUUAUUAGUGUUUUAUCUUCAUUUGUCAUUGCUUUCUGUAUUAUUUUUAUUAUUAUCACACUGGCCGAUUCCCACCAAGGCAGGGUGGCCUGAAAAAGAAAAACUUUCACCAUCAUUCACUCCAUCACUGUCUUGCCAGAAGGGUGCUUUACACUACAGUUUUUAAAUUGCAACAUUAACACCCCUCCUUCAGAGUGCAGGCACUGUACAGUGGACCCUCGACUAACGCUAUUAAUCCGUUCCUGAGAGCUCAUCGUUAGUCAAAAUAAUCAUUAGUCAAGUUAAUUUUCCCCAUAAGAAAUAAUGGAAAUCAAAUUAAUCCGUGCAAGACACCCAAAAGUAUUGAAAAAAAAAAUUUAACACAUGAAAUAUUAAUUUUAAUACACACAAACUGAAGAAGACAUGCACAGUUACAUGGCACUUACCUUUAUUGAAGAUCUGGUGAUGAUUGAUGGGAUGGGAAGAGGGGAGUGUGUUGAUGGUCUUAGUGUUUAGAAGGGGAAUCCCCUUCCAUUAGGACUUGAGGUGGCAAGUCCUUUUUCGGGGUUACGUCCCUUCUUCUUUUAAUGCCACUAGGACCAGCUUGAGAGUCACUGGACCUCUGCCGCACAACAUAUCUGCCCAUAGAGGCCUGUACCUCCCGUUCCUUUAUGACAUUCCUAAAGUGUUUCACAACAUUGUCAGUGUCACCAUUAAACACUUGUUCAGGUUUCAGUCCUUCACUGUCUAUGUACCCCUUGAAUUCCUGCACAUAUUUUUCAGCUGCUUUUUGGUCCAAACUGGCAGCCUCAUCAUGCCUUAUCACACUAUGUAUGCCACUACGAUUCUUAAAUCUCUCAAACCAACCUUUGCUCGCCUUAAAUUCACUCACAUCACCACUAGUUGCUGGCAUUUUUCUAAUUAAAUCGUCAUGCAACUUCCUAGCCCUUUCACAUAUGAACGCUUGAGAGAUGCUAUCUCCUGCUAUCUGUUUUUCGUUUAUCCAUACCAAUAAUAGUCUCUCAACAUCUUCUAUCACUUCCGAUCUCAGUUUCGAAAACAUAGUUGCACCUUUGGCAAGAACAGCUUCCUUGAUUGCCGUUUUCUUGGCCACAAUAGUAGCGAUGGUUGAUUGGGGUUUUGUGUACAGCUUGGCCAGCUCGGAGACAUGCACUCCACUUUCAUACUUAGCAAUGAUCUCUUUCUUCAUAUCCAUAGUAAUUCUCACCCUUUUUGCUGUAGGGUUGGCACUAGAAGCUUUCCUGGGGCCCAUGGUGACUUAUUUUGCAGGUGCAAUCACUAAAAAGGCUGUGAUAAUAUGAAAUGUUCUGAUUGUAUGCUUGGAAGCGACCGCGGUGGCUGGCUGGCUUGUAAACACUGGCCAGAAGUGGACGCAUUUCAGACGGAACGAAUAGUGUUGGUCGAGUUUUUUAGAGCUAAUCGAGGCAAAAUUUUUGCGAUAAAAUGUAUCGCUAGUCAGAUUUAUCGUUAAUCGAUGCCAUUGCUGGUCGAGGGUCCACUGUACUUCCCAUCUCCAGGACUCAAGUCCGGCCCGCUGGUUUCCCUGAACCCCUUCAUAAAUGUUACUUUGCUCACACUCCAACAGCACAUCAAGUAUUAAAAACCAUUUGUCUCCAUUCACUCCUAUCAAACACGUUCACACAUGCCUGCUGGAAGUCCAAGCCCAUCGCACACAAAACCUCCUUUACCCCCUCCCUCCAACCUUUCCUAGGCCGACCCCUACCCCGCCUUCCUUCCACUACAGACUGAUACACUCUUGAAGUCACUCUGUUUUGCUCCAUUCUCUCUACAUGUCCGAACCACCUCAACAACCCUUCCUCAGCCCUCUGGACAACAGUUUUGGUAAUCCCGCACCUACUCCUAACUUCCAAACUACGAAUUCUCUGCAUUAUAUUCACACCACACAUUGCCCUCAGACAUGACAUCUCCAUUGCCUCCAGCCUUCUCCUCGCUGCAACAUUCAUCACCCAUGCUUCACACCCAUAUAAGAGCAUUGGUAAAACUAUACUCUCAUACAUUCCCCUCUUUGCCUCCAAUGACAAAGUUCUUUGUCUCCAAAGACUCCUAAAUGAACCACUCACCCUUUUCCCCUCAUCAAUUCUAUGAUUCACCUCAUCUUUCAUAGACCCAUCCACUGACACGUCCACUCCCAAAUAUCUGAAUACAUUCACCUCCUCCAUACUCUCUCCCUCCAAUCUGAUAUCCAAUCUUUCAUCACCUAAUCUUUUUGUUAUCCUCAUAACCUUACACUUUCCUGUAUUCACUUUUAAUUUUCUUCUUUGGCACACCCUACCAAAUUCAUCCACCAAUCUCUGCAACUUCUCUUCAGAAUCUCCCAAGAGCACAGUGUCAUCAGCAAAGAGCAACUGUGACAACUCCCACUUUAUGUGUGAUUCUUUAUCUUUUAACUCCACGCCUCUUGCCAAGACCCUCACAUUUACUUCUCUUGCAACCCCAUCUAUUAAUAUAUUAAACAACCACGGUGACUUCACACAUCCUUGUCUAAGGCCUACUUUUACUGGGAAAUAAUUUCCCUCUUUCCUGUAUGUAAAUCUAUAUUUAAUCUUUAAAAAGAUAUUUUUUUGUUAAUACUUUUGGGUCCAUUAUUUCUUAUGGGGAAAAUGGUUUUGCCAGUCGUGAAUUUUGCCUUUCAGCAGACUCUCUGGAAUGUAUUAAUCACGAAACUUGGGGCUCCACUGUAUUUUGAGUAUGCCAUGGCAAAUACAAUCAUAUCUCCACAAUCAAAACUACACUGAUGGAAAGAGACAACUGUAGUUGUAAUGUAUUUGUUUUUUGCAAAAAUAAUGCUUACGUCUCAUGUUUAUAAGCAUAAUAUAAAAUCAUAUGAGUCUACAGAUCAGUUAAUUUCUACCCCCGGCCUUCAGUGAAAUCAUCCCAGUGAACUGAUUUAUCUACUGUCAUGUAUGUUGCACUUCUCUGACAAAACCAGUGUAGACAGCCUGCACUGCCUGCACAGACAGCCUGUGCUGUCUGCCAGCCUAGUUCAUAUUUUGUGGCACUCAGGUGCUGCCCUCUCUAGGCCUGCCCAGAUCAGUGGGACGCUGGUCCCACUCGCUCUCACUCAGCGGCCUAGAAUCAGACAACAAAUCCUACUCCUCUUUCCCUCGUGGGCAUGUCCCUCCCGGGCCAUGGGCACAAAUGCACAAGCCUGUGUACCCACCAUGACUUUGCAAAUAAAAUAAGAAGCCUCCGAGGCCUUUAUCAUUACUCCCAGCUACCAAGUUUCAUAUCGUUCACAUUGGUGGGAAGCGGUGGUCGCAGCAAGUGUGUUUGCCCAGAGAGAGGAAGGAAGAAGGAAUGAAGCUUGUGUUCACUGCAUCACCCUACACAACAAGCAUCCAUCUCUCAACAAGUUAUCCUGAUGCCAUGUCUGCACGUUUCAGCAUUCAGACAGGUACAAGCGGGAUCUACCUGAAAUUUUCCUCUUCAAGGGGGGCUCCUUGGCGUGGUGAAGAGGCUCUUGGUCUGAGGAAUUAGACCUGUCAGUCUCCUUCCUCAGAUCGAACCUAAUUACCCCCCAAUCCCCCCUUCCCUAUCCCAUCCUCCCCUUUUCCCUUUCCUCCUCCCCCUCCCCACCCAUCCUUUUUGCCCUUCCUCUUUUUGGCCUUUGGGAUUUUUCCCACAGGCACGCUAGUUCCUAGGUAGGGGAAAGGGUACCAGGGUCCAUCCCAUUCUGUUGAGGCUCUUGGCAGUGGUGUAGUUUGCCGUGGAAUCUGGAUCACCUGGGGAUGUCCCGAUCCCUCUCCAGUAUCCUGGAGAGUGGCUUUGGGUGUCUUUUGGGCGACGAGUGUAUCUCUGGAAGCCACCUUUCAGAUUCCAGGGGCGGUGGCCAAAGGAGGUAUGCUUUGUGGCAGAUAUCCGGCCGCCCUCUCUUUUGUCCAUCGAGGUAGCUCGGCAGAUGUGAGGUUGCUAUCCCAGAUUGCUGGUUUACUGGCAUGAUGGGUAGGAUAGGGUAUGGCACGGGUUCCAUGCUGCAUCUAUGCUACUUGUGGUGCUGAGUUCCUCUUGGGCACAGAGGGAGAUUUCUGGCCCUUUCAUUCCUCCUAGGAACUAUCCCUCCCCGGUCCCCCCUUUUUUUACUGCUUUUUUUCCUUUUUAUUUUCCUUUCUUCUUUUCCUUAAAAACAAAAAGAAAGAAGUAACCUAACCAUGGAGAACCCAAUCCAUGAACCUGCUACCCCCAGGCCCCUUCUUGAUACCGCACCCAGUUCUGACCGUGCCUCAUCUUUGGACCACUCUUCGGACACUCCUCGUGCCUCUGUACCUCUUGCCGGUGCUGUUUCCUCACCCGCUUCAGGUACUGAGGUCUCGACUGACUCCUUUGAUUUAUCUGACCUCCGCUCUCCUUUGACUAUGCUUCUGGUCUCUCCCUCUAUGGUGCGGCAAUUUUUGAAUUGCCAGCCCGUUCCACGUCGGACCAAUUCUGGUCCCACGCCUAAACACAAAUGGCAAUUACCUGCUGAUGAUACUUCUCCACCUUCUCGUUCUUCUCAGAAAAGAUCAACACAUCCUGCACUCCCUUUCCACUCAGUUUCAGACUGCACAAUGGACUAAAUUCUUCACUUUACGACCAACUUCCUCUACCGCCUAUCUUUCCGACCACAGUAUUGGCAAGGCACUCCUAUGCCAUGUUGGUAAAGAUAUUUCUUUUCAUGCUCUUAAGAGUGGUAUGCACAUCAUCACUGUACAGAAUGCUACCCAAGCUCAUAAUCUUUCUAUUCUUACACUUAUCAAUACUAUUCCUAUUACUAUCGAAAAACAUCAUUUCCUCAAUUCUUGUAGUGGUACCGUCAUUCUCCCCCAUACCAUAGUCCAACAGAAUUUCCAGACAUGUGGCAAUGACAUUCUCGAACAGCUGGAACUCCAAGAUCUCCCAAUUAUCAUGGUAGACACUUACGUCCUUCCUGCCUGCAGGCGGAGACGUUACCCUUACCAACUUCCUCUACUGCCUAUCUUUCCGACCAUAGUAUUGGCAAAGUGCUCCUAUGCCAUGUUGGUAGAGAUAUUUCCUUUCAUGCUCUUAAGAGUGGUACGGGUAUCAUCACAGUCCAGAAUGCUACCCAAGCUCAUGAUCUUUCUCUUCUUUCCCAUAUAGACAGGGCCGGAUUGCCGCAUAGGCAAACUAGGCAUUUGCCUAGAGCCCCGCGCAUUUGGGGGCCCCGGGGUCCAAGGGGUUCAGGGGCUCAUCCAAGACUGCACACAUGGUACAAGUACAAAGGGGUCCCUACCUAAAAAGUUCAAGUGUUUGGAGAGUAAAAUUGAUUUUUAAAAAUUAAUCAAAACAAAAAUAAUGAAAUAAAAUAAAAUAAAAAUAAAUAAACCUAACUAUAGAUGGCAACACUCAACACGCCUUUGUUUACAUCAGAACAGCUGUGUUUUCCCGCUAAUGGGUGAGUAUGGGAGAUUCCUCUCCAAUUUUCUGUAGUAAUUACACGUUAUCUAGACUUGAACUGUGACAAAUUAACUGAAGUGUUGUUGAUAGACAUUGAUGUGUAUGGAUAAAUGUUUGUUUUUGCCUCUAAAUUUUAAGGGAUGAAGCUUUUGAAAUGUUUGAAGAGAAAGCUAAACUGCUGGUGAAAGACUACAGUUACCGGGCUGAUCAUCAGCGGUCAAGGAAGAGGAAACGCAAUUUUGAAGAGCCAGACAAUGAAAUUGUGUUGCUACCAAGGCAGAAAUGUAAGACAGCUACAUACUUCGUCAUUCUGGAUUCACUGAUUACAGAAUUGGUGAAAAGAAAAGAAAUCUACCAGAAUCUCAAUGACAAGUUUGGAUUUCUGUUCAAAAUUACUACUAUGCCAGAUGCAGAAUUGAGAGAAGCUGCAUAAAAGUUGCAAUGACAACUUUCAGCAGAUGUUCAGGACACAUUUGUUGAAGAAAUAGUUAAUUUUUCUGGGUAUAUGAAUCAGAUUAAAGCUUCACCUGAAAAAUGUGCGCCCUCAGCUGCUUUGAAACAUUUAAGAAAUGCAGGUAUCUCAGAAACCUUCCCUAAUGUUGACAUAGUGUAUCGCCUUUACCUAACACUUCCAGCUACUAACUGUGAAGGAGAACGUUCAUUUUCUGUUUUGAAAAGAGUGAAAGACCAGCUCCGUUCAACAAUGAGCCAAGACAAAUUGUGUAACCUAGCCUUGUUGACCAUUGAGUGAUCUAACCAGAAAUAUUUAUUUUCAGAAUAUAAUUGAUGAUUUUGCCAAUAUGAAAUCCAGAAAAAAGUUUAUUUAAGAAGUGCCUGUGAAUAUAAACAAUUCUUUAUUUUCUUGAGUUUAUAUGAUUUGAUAGUCUUAUGCAUGAUGCAUUGAUAACAAUAAUGGUCAGUGAUUUAUAAAGGAAUAAUAGUGCUGUAGUGGUUAUGCUGAAUAUAAUAGGUACAUGAUGUCACUACUUUAAUAGCCUAAUCUAGUAAUACUAUUGAGUUUAUUCUCUUUAAAAUGCAUGAUUUAACAAGAUAGUUAUAAUGGCUGUUGGUGAAUGGUUUGGGUUGUCUUGAUGUACUUUCCUAUUAAAUUUAAUCUAAAUA